UUAUUGAAAGAAAUCCCAACUGUCACAGCAUGAUAGGUCGUCUAGCUAGUUUUUCCAUGCAUGUAACAAGUCGCCAUUGACGAAGACCUCAAAGAACAACCAGCCAACUCUAUAAAACAUAUCAUUUCAUUCAUUUGGUUUUUCCAUAUACCAAAUACAAGUUUUUCAUAGGUGAUCAUAUCUUGAUUUCAACAAUGAGUGACGACAGCAACACGCAUCGAGCUUCCGCAGGAGUAUGUCCUGCACCACCUACUUCAUGUCCACCAAAGCAGGAGAUGCGUUAUUCAGACUAUAAAAAAAUGUCUUCUCAAGGACCAAUGCAAGGGUACCAUGAAGCGGGUCCUGAUGUGGCAUCACCUCCAGUUAGUGACCCUACGAAAUAUGGUCCUCAACACCUCCCACAGGCACCUCUUCCUCCAGAAAGAACUAGUCAGAGGGAUGAUGACUUUUCCACAGGAUGUUGCUGCUGCCUCUAGGACGCGUGCUUUCAAGGACCACGAGGGAUUCUCAGUAAAAUUUGCAGCUUGUAAUUGUUUCUCUUGUGUUUCUUGUUGCUUGUUGGGAAUCAUAAUUAUUUUCGCUCUUUUUAUGUCACA
This is a messenger RNA of Populus euphratica (Euphrates poplar), 596 nucleotides long. RefSeq names its product cysteine-rich and transmembrane domain-containing protein A-like. Bases 195 to 476 code for a protein of 93 amino acids. Lineage: Eukaryota; Viridiplantae; Streptophyta; Magnoliopsida; Malpighiales; Salicaceae. The record is from RefSeq and is a predicted model, not a curated record. The transcript has 3 exons.